AUGGAUAUUGCCGGGGGAUCUGCACAGACAACUUCGAGAGACUUCACUUCGUGGCCCAUGCCUCAUAUACUCACCCAGCAUCCCAUUCUCCUCGCCUUGGCGGCGGUUAAUGACAUUCCCUUCCCGGUGGACACUGCGUUUCUCCAGCCGACCGGGGACAAUCUCUCCAUCCCGGCCGUCGACGUCGCCUUACUGUCCGCGUUCGUUCAGUUGCCGGACAUCGGCAUCGACGGGACUCUGCGCAUUUUCAGAGGUCAGACCUCAAGGGACCAGCGCCCCAAUAAAGACCUUCGACCGGAGCUUUAUCGACUACAUCUUGCGUCGUACCCGGAUCUCGAUCGCCUCUGCAACAUUGCUGCGGACAGAGUGAUUCCUCAUUGGACAAGUUCUUCCCUUCGUGUUGGUCGCAAUCGAAGGGGCUUCAAUGAUUACUACAAAGGAAGAUGCAUCCUGGCCACAAUGGCAGCGCUGUCAUCGGACCCCUCAUUUCAUUCCAGUGCGUUCGCCCUCGUUCCUAAGCAGGAUAAGCCGAUCUCGGAAGAUGGCCGUACCAUUCAUGAUUUGUCAGCUCCUGUUGGGUUUUCAGUCAACGACAUCACCGACGCAUCGUUUACACCUGAUGCUCGAUGGGAUCCGUACGUCAGUAUCUCCUCCCGUGUACUGGAGUUACGAAGACGCUACCCAGGGUACGCCAUUUACGCGCUUGGGGCGGACAUUGCGGAGGCAUUUCUCCAUAUCCCGGUCCACUCUCGCCACGCCUCCGCAUUUGGGGGCACCAUCCCACGAUCGCAGGUAGGCAUCGUGUCGGGCAUCGCAGUUUUCGGAUGGACGGCCUCACCACGCUACUUCACGGUUGCCGGUAAAGCUGCCCGCCACUAUCAGCGCACAUGCGCCUCUUACGUGCUUGGAUUCCCAGAACCGUUCUGGAUAUUUCAGUGGGUUGACGACAUAGUCAUCAUCGAGAGCGCCGUCUCAAGAGACGCAAUCAAUCUCGUGUUCGGUUCGGAAGGUUGGCAUGAAGGAAAGUUUCGGGCCUGGUCUCAAUGCUUCCAUGCUGUGGGGAUCGACUGGAACUUUCCGGAGAGCAACAUCACUAUUCCCCAGCGAAAGAUUGCCAAAACCAAGCGUGUCCAAAGACUCGACAGUCUCGUGGGUGUACUGCGGCACAUUGUGACGUUCAUCCCUAUAGCCAAGCCGUUCAUGCAAAGACUGAUAGCUUUCCAGUUGGCAACCAAAACGUCCGGUCGUACCGGAACUCCAAUGACCGAGUCUCUUCAACUGGACCUGAAAUGGUGGGAUCAACUUAUCUUUCAGAACGAAUUUGCCGGGGUGCCGAUGACACUAUUCGACAGAGAACUACCUGAAGUAGAUGGCUGA
This is a messenger RNA of Phytophthora sojae, 1377 nucleotides long. RefSeq lists its product as hypothetical. The transcript is spliced from 5 exons. Bases 1 to 1377 code for a protein of 458 amino acids. NCBI's taxonomy places the organism in Eukaryota, Oomycota, Peronosporomycetes, Peronosporales, Peronosporaceae. The record is from RefSeq and is a predicted model, not a curated record.